Molecule: messenger RNA, 3792 nt
Organism: Stegostoma tigrinum
Lineage: Eukaryota; Metazoa; Chordata; Chondrichthyes; Orectolobiformes; Stegostomatidae
Product: disintegrin and metalloproteinase domain-containing protein 12-like
Exons: 26
Coding region: 421-2676 (751 amino acids)
Biological process (GO): innate immune response; proteolysis; integrin-mediated signaling pathway
Molecular function (GO): integrin binding; metalloendopeptidase activity
Source: RefSeq, a predicted model, not a curated record
AAUUGGUUGCCAGUAUCGAAUGAAGAACCUCCUGCUGACAAUGUGAUAGCUCUCAGAAACGAGACACUGUUCACUGUUCCCACAAACAGACUUGUUGGGCAUUCACCAGGAGCUAACUUCGACAGCAAGGGUAAUGGAGCCGCUACAACUGGGCAAAGAAUUGCUUCAGAUUCUCCGUUUCACCAGAAGAAGCUACUUGAACACCUGAAGAAAUACCAGUUUGUGUUUCCCCAUGUCUUUUCAGAGAAACAGAAAAGGAGUGGAGCCAUCCUCCCUCAGGGAAGCUAUCCAGAGCAGCUCAGCAUCUCCGUGGACUUUGAGGGAGAGGACUUAACACUGGAUCUCAGAAGGAAUAUAAUCCUUGUGCCCAGAGGAUUCCAGGUCGUGCACUAUAGUUCCAACGGAAGUCUAGUGACAGAGAUGGACACUGAACUGCAUCACUGUUACUAUGAAGGUUCUGUCAGAGGAUUUCCCGGAUCCCAGGUCUCUGCCAGUAUCUGCUCGGGACUCAGUGCUCUGAUUGUUUUCAAUCAUCGAACUUACGUAAUUGAACGCCUUGAAGGGGACAAACUUAACCGACACUUAUUGUACAGACCUGAAGAUCUCACGUCAGUACCAAGUAGCUGUGGAGUCAAAGAUACCUCUCUUGAGUUUAUCCUCAACCUUCAGCAUUCACAGAGAGUAAAAAGGGAUGUCUUCAAAGAGACAAGAUAUCUAGAGAUAGUGUUCGUGGCGGACAAUGCAUUGUAUCAGAAUUUGGAAAGUGAUAUUGAAUCUGUCAAGCAACGACUGGUGCUUAUUGCAAAUGCAAUAGAUAUGUACUACAGACCAUUUAACUUGCGCAUUGCCCUGAUUGGACUUGAGGUGUGGACUACAGACCAAAUCGAAGUUAACAAGGAUUCUUCAGAGACACUAUCCCGAUUUAUCCUUUGGAGGCAGGAGAACCUUCUACCAAGAAUACCAAAUGACAAUGCCCAGCUCCUCCUUGGUGGGAUUUUUACCGAUGACGUUAAUGGUUUGGCAAUGCUUGCUGGAAUAUGUUCACUUGACAAAUCUGGAGCAGUAAACUUGGACAGCCAGCCAAGUUUCUUGGCUGCUGCUGCAACCGUCGCCCAUGAACUAGGACACAAUCUGGGAAUGACACAUGAUACUGAGGAUCGUGGCUGUAACUGUGCCGAUGAGGUUGCAGGUUGCAUCAUGGAAACGGCAAUGGGUUUCACAUUCCCAGUAAUGUUCAGCAGCUGCAGCAAAGAUGACCUGGAGGCCAGCCUGCUUCGUGGGUUUGGGGUGUGUCUCUACAACAUGCCAGAUCUUGAUAAACUGGUUCAAGGGCAAGAGUGUGGCAACUUGUACGUGGAGAAAGGUGAAGAGUGUGACUGUGGCUCCGCUGAGGAAUGUUCAGAUCCCUGCUGUGAACCAUCAAUUUGCAAAUUAAAACCUGGUGCAAAAUGUCCAACCUCUGGCCCCUGCUGUAAAGACUGUGAGUUUCUUUCAGCAGGUACAUUGUGCAGGCCAAAAUUCGGAGAUUGUGACUUGCCAGAGUACUGUAGGGGAAAUGCCUCAGCAUGUCCCGAAAAUGUGUUUCUGAAAGAUGGCAACACAUGCAACAAUGGAAAGUUUUACUGCAACAAUGGGAUAUGUCACUCCACGGAUAGACAGUGCAAGGAGAUCUGGGGCGAAGGUGCACGGUCUGCUCCAGAAGCCUGUUAUCAAACCACGAAUAUGGGAGGAACCGAGUUUGGGAACUGUGGCAUGGACGAGCAUAAUAAUUACAUAAAAUGCACUGCUGAGCAUGCAAUAUGUGGGAAAAUCCAGUGUACUGGUGGAAGUCCAGCUCCACUUCGGGGUGGAAUGGUCCGCAUUAUAUCCACCACAAUCAGAUUUAAUCAAACCGAAUUUGUAUGCCGAGCUACUUUUUCUACGUUACCUGAUUCCAGUAGUCCUGACAUGGUUUACCACGGAACCAGGUGUCGAGCCAACAAGGUGUGUUACGAUUAUAAAUGUCAGGAUGCAUCAUUGUUUAGAGUACAGGAGUGUGACAGAGCCUGCAAUAACAGAGGGGUUUGUAACAGUAAAGGGAACUGUCACUGUGAGGCUAACUGGGCUCCUCCAUUUUGCGAAGUUAAUGGGCCAGGCGGCAGCAUUGACAGCGGACCCACAAAUGAUGCCGUGACAGCUGGUCCCGCUGAUACGUUAGCAACUGAUAUAAGUAUCACACCAGCGCUUGAGCAAAGCAUCAGUGAGAUGACAGCUGGUCCUCCUGAGAUGACAGAGCCUAAUACAGGAAUCACACCAGAGCUUGGGCAAAGCACGGGAGAGAGAACGGCUGGUCCCCCUGAUACGUUAGCAACUGAUAUAAGUAUCACACCAGCGCUUGAGCAAAGCAUCAGUGAGAUGACAGAUUCAGCUAUAUUUCCUGAAAUAACCAAUGAGCUUCAGUACAGUACUACAGUGACUCCAGGAGCCACUAAUUCAGAUACACUCGCCAUGGCACAUGUGGUGCCAAUUUUAACGAUGUCGAUUAUGGUUUACUUUAUCGCAAAUUUCCUAAGGAAGAAGGGAAUUGCUUGUUGGAAAUCAAAUGCAACAUCGACUGUUCAAUUAUCUUGUCAAUCAAGAGAUGGUGAUCGUGCUUCCACUAGCUCGCAGGAUUUGCAACCAACUACUACAGUCUAAAGCGCAACCAGAUUUAGACAAUAACCAGCAAACUACAAAGGCCAUAUUGAUAUUUUUAAAAAUUGUAACGUGAUGCUCUGUUAGCAUUCUCUGUGUAACUUUGUAUUCAAAUGCUAGAAAGUAUUGGGAAAACAGAUCUGAGGCAGUUUGAUGAAUGGAAACCUAUUUAAUCUGAACGAAGAGCCAAAUUUCCCUUCCAGGCAGUAAAUCAGUAUAAAGGAGAACAAAGCAAACAACAGAUAUUAGAACGAAUGAAUGAUUUUAUAGUCACACAUUUUACAGUGACAGAAACAGUGAAAUAUACAGUGAAAAGCUUUUCCAGUAUCACCAUGAUCCAGCCGUUUUGAAUAAUUUAAGAAUAAGGAAAAGAAUUAGGAAGAUAUAUCUUAAAGAGAAUUCAUCAGUCUUGAGCCAGGUCAUUGCCAUCACCAAUCCUCCUUCACUGCCCCCAAUCAACAUCAAAGUCACCAAACCUCUGGCACCAUCUUUCACCACUGGGCCAACUGUCCUGUGCCAUCACCUCGCUACUGUCUGCACUGGACCCUCCAAUGCCAGAGUUGCAUCUCUCACCAUUGGGCCUACCUUGAAGAUGUCGCCAUGAUGCCCUUCCUCCACUUCAGCACUGCCAGCACCAGACCCAACCAACGACAGUCUUAUUUGGCAUCACAUACUGACCAAUUAUGCUACAGUAUAUUUAUUUGUUGUAAGCUAUGGCACCAACUUUAUAGCAAGUAUAAUUGCCCAGUUAUAACUUUGUCGCUCAGUAAUGAUUUUUCCUAUCCAAGGAAUUAUAACACACCAACUCCUAAGAGCUUUGUGUGGAUCUAUUUCUUGUGAAUAUACUGACCAAAUAACAGUCAAGCUAUAUAUCAUAUAUUUAAUUUUGAUUAAAACUUACUUAUCCAUUUAGCUUAAUUUAUGUAAGGUAAAUGGUUAUGUUUAUGAACUUUAUUGCUGUAAUUAAAAUAUAGUAAAUUGCGUAAGUCCAGCUUACAGUUUUGGACAGAAAAGUAAUGUAAUUAUGAAGAAGCAUUUAUGUAUCUGUUUAUAAUGAUAAUAAUAAUUUAAAAUUAUGAUCUGCAUUAAUCACGCAUUUGUCCAUUACAUUGCUGUGCU